AUGGCUGUCCCAGAACUCGAUAUUCUGAAACCAGUAGACCCUUCCAUCUCCAACACGGACGAUUACGAGCUAUUCACGCUGUCGAAUGCGCAAGUCUACAAUCCGAAAACUGGAAAGCCGGCCAAUCUUCUCGAUGCAUAUGUAGACAGCCCGGUUACAGUAGAGGGGAAGCUGGACCCGCCUCCGCGCGAACAGCAGAAGUACCUCGUGCGCCGUCCAUAUAGCAAGGGCGUCACCAUCGAGGUUAAAAAUGUGACGCGCUUUGCUUGGGGUCAAACGCUUAAGACCAAAGAGAUUAUGAUAUGGGCGCUCGGACGCUCAGGAUGGCUGGAAAUUCGACCUUCGCGCGUCUACCGGGACAAGUACCAGGAGAUGGUGGAAGCGAUUGAGAUCCUGUACUUUACGGCAGACAUAUAUUCACAACCUAGGAAGAGAGGCGGAGGGCCCAGUGCUGAAUUGCUAUUUCAAGAGUACGCGGAGGAACCCCGUUUCCAGUGUAAAAGCAAAGAGGAAGCUUCUGAAAUCUUCUAUUCCCACAAGUCAUUUUUAAUGGAGGCCAUGCUCAAUCGAUCCGAGGGCAUUGGCUGGAGUAAUACGCCUCUGUACCAGCAUUUGAAGGCGCGGUUUCCGGCAGACUUCCAAGCGGUUCGCGAUAAAAUCAGUGAGAAGAACGACGCGGGCUCGCAGAAACAAUCCAAAACGAAACCUAGGGCCGCCACCUCACGAUCCGCCCAGCCGCCCAAGAGGACUGCAUCGAAAAAAGAAAAGCCUCCAAACGUGCCCAAAAAGGAUGAUAAUUGGUGGGAAGCUACUGCAAUAUGGGAAUUGAUGCAGAAAGCAUUUGCGCAGGGUCAUUUGAAACCAGGAGAAGUGACGGUGAGCAGCAUCGCGAAAGAGAUGGUCAAAAAGUAUUCAAUCGAGAGCGAAGGGCAAGCAAACAAUUAUCUCCGGGUUCAUGGAUCUAAUCUCCGAUUCAUCAUGCAACAUCCGAAACGGAAGACAAUGCUUCAUUUCGUUCAUGAGCCUAUUUUCGAAGAGUUGGAGUCCAAUACUUUACCAGCAGCUACCAUCAGAAUAGCCUCGCAGCUUGUGCUCGUUCCACGAAAAGCGCCUUUAGACCAAGACUCUAGCGAGGACGAGGCAAGCGACCAGAGCUCCUCUUCCGAUGACGGAACGCGUAGGCAUCGUCACUCUCACAAGGGCAAAUACUCCGGCCUAAGACCUAAAAGCAGCAAGGUAGCUGGCAAAGGAAACAAAGGCAAAAAGGGGAAGACUACAGCGCCCGUUCCAAUCGUCAAUGAGCCCGGCGAAAGCGACAGCGGGGAUGGUGAACCCAUGGAAUUGGAACUGUCCUCCCAUGCGAAACGAAAAGGCUCUGUGGACGAAAGUUUGGCCAACCCGCGAAAACGAGCUGUAAGCGAGAGCAACGACCUGAACUCGCCUCCGUCGUCUCCAUCUUCUUCUGCUAGCGAAGCAGUUGGUGAUCCUCUACCACUGCGCUGGAGAAACUCCAACGCCAAUUCUGUCAAAUCUACUAGUCCUGCAUUCCUGCCAUCAAUAAUAUCGAGUCCUCUGCUGUCGUUUGCAGCGAAUGGGCCGGGAGACUCCUUUAUAUGCACUUUCGACGGCUGUGCACACAGGGUCUAUGGCGCAAGCACGGAAAAUGGCAAGGCCCUCAUCAAAGAGCAUUUUCAGGAGCACGCUUCUCGGCGACAAGAGCAACUCGAAAUAGUGAUCAGCGAGGAGCAGAGAUCUAGGUUGCCCGUCAGCAACUUGAUCAAGCGGAUCCGCGAAAUGACAGAGUCACAGCAGACGACAUUCCACCUCCCAGGUAUGGCGGCUGCUUCGCCCAUUCCUACUGCCAUAGAACGGCGGUAUUGA
Molecule: messenger RNA, 1881 nt
Organism: Mytilinidion resinicola
Lineage: Eukaryota; Fungi; Ascomycota; Dothideomycetes; Mytilinidiales; Mytilinidiaceae
Exons: 5
Coding region: 1-1881 (626 amino acids)
Source: RefSeq, a predicted model, not a curated record